This is a messenger RNA of Mesorhabditis spiculigera, 924 nucleotides long. The record is from the annotation of a GenBank genome assembly. Lineage: Eukaryota; Metazoa; Nematoda; Chromadorea; Rhabditida; Rhabditidae.
AUGUGCCUACUUGUAAAAAAUAUACUGGAUUUUGACAAUGGAGCCUUACGGAAGCAUGCCUUCCACGUCGGAGAACAGAUCCAUGAAAGCCGCUUUUACGAGCGUCAAGGCCCCGCACAUGAGGUGCUUUGCAUCGCCGAAAUCCCUGAUCCCCAACCCGGUCCCGGAGAGGUCCGAGUGCGGGUGCACGUGUCGGGACUGAACCCUACCGACCUCAAGGCCCGCACGGGGUUCUCCUCCGCUAUGCCGUUCACGCGAAUCAUUCCGCACCAGGACGGCGCAGGAGUCAUUGACGCCGUGGGCGAUCCGAAAGAGGCUAGUCGGGUAGGCCAGCGGGUAUGGGUCUAUGAAGCGCAAUACGGCAGGCCGGCAGGAACCGCGGCCGACUAUGUCGUGGUGCCGUCGGCGCAGGCCGUGCCACUGCCUGACAACGUGUCUUUCGAGGUCGGCGCAUCACUCGGCAUCCCGGCCUUGACGGCUCAUCGUUGUCUCUUCGCCGAUGGCGACAUCCGGAGCAGGAAUGUACUAGUGCAGGCCGGAGCGGGCGUGGUCGGCACUGCCGCCAUCCUCCUGGCAAAGUGGGCGGGCGCGUGGGUAGCGGCCACCGUCAGGAAUGAAGAGCAGGCCGCCGUCGCUCGGGCGGCUGGGGCAGAUCUGGUGUUGAACCGUCUAAAUGAAGAUGUUGCCGCGGUAGUCAAAGCACGCACGGGCAACACGGGUGUGGACCGCAUCGUCGACGUUAACGUGAAGGCGAACCUGGAUAUAGACAUUGCAUGCCUGGCGCCUGGGGGUCAUCAGUUCCUACGCGAUGACGCAUGCCACCGAUGCGCUCACCUUGCCGCUGUUAAGCGCGAUGGUGCAUGGAUGCGUGCUGCGCUUCGUGUUUAUCUAUUCGGUACCCGUGGCGGCGAAAAUCGACGCGAU